Messenger RNA from Trichoderma harzianum CBS 226.95, 689 nucleotides. RefSeq lists its product as hypothetical. Bases 92 to 529 code for a protein of 145 amino acids. The record is from RefSeq and is a predicted model, not a curated record. NCBI's taxonomy places the organism in Eukaryota, Fungi, Ascomycota, Sordariomycetes, Hypocreales, Hypocreaceae. The transcript has 2 exons.
UAUCCAUUGAAAGCAGUUCGCAUGAUUUCUGUGUGUAGCGAUUGACAGCUGCUGCGUCCUUUCACGAUUUCAGAAAACUCCCAAUUGCGACAUGUCAUCAUCAAUACGGGGAGUUUCCAGUGUUACAUUUGCAUCGCAAGAAGUUGGGGUUGUUCAGGGUACCAAUGUACAAUCGAAUGUUGAAGAUAACGAAGAGACACCACUACUGUCCGGUCGAGAUAUUCGUUCACGGACAUUACCCUGGCAACAUGACAAUGCUUUCAUUCACCUUCCUUCGCAGCUGGCCUUUUCUAUAUGGCAAUUUGUUCAUCUUUUUAUUCGCCUUUUUUCGCAGACAGCCUUUUCUAUAUACGAAUUCGUUCUUCCUUAUAGUCCCUUCCUAAUCUGGUGUCUAGCAACUAUAGCGCUGUGCGGCGCGUUGGUGAUGGAAAUUAAAGAAGGCCGAUUCAACACAUUGUUGUUCAUGUUGUGUACUCUGAAUUUUAUGUCCUUGGCCAUUUGUGGGAGGAGGGGUGACAGGAGAUGGUAACAAACAGAUGAUGGUGGAAAAUGAUGAUGUAGCCUCUUCUUUCGCGCAAUAUUCGCUUUUCUCGCCUCGAUAAUGUCAUAUGUGUACACUACCCUUAAGGGUAAUCUGUCAACGUAUAUAACGCUCCUAGGCGUUAGUAUAUUCCAGUGAAGGAUCAUUU